Molecule: messenger RNA, 6990 nt
Organism: Carassius auratus (goldfish)
Lineage: Eukaryota; Metazoa; Chordata; Actinopteri; Cypriniformes; Cyprinidae
Exons: 2
Coding region: 454-6408 (1984 amino acids)
Biological process (GO): DNA integration
Molecular function (GO): nucleic acid binding
Source: RefSeq, a predicted model, not a curated record
CCCUUCAGGCAUUUAAGUUUAAUAAGUUUAAAGUUUAUGCUUUUAAUUUGGUAUACUUUCAGUUUCAUGCAGACUCUUAUUUUGACGUUUGUUUACUGAGCAAAACCGGAAGUAAAAAAAACCGCAUGAAAGAACGCAAUAGAAACGGUAGACUGGAUAAAAAAUGAAAACAGUCAUUUCUUCAGAGAAGAUUCAUCCUGCAUGUUGAUUCCCCAGCAGAAGCAUCGCUUUUUCACUCUCUCGUUUUUCAUCAGUCAUCUCAUAUGUAUGGAUUCAGUUCAAUGUGAAGAAAAUAAAUCUACAUAAAAAGAACUCCGGAUUUCUUCAUGUUCAUGAAUAGAGAGAGUUUAUCUCACUGUUUAGUUGGAGUUGUUACACCUCAGCGAGAACAGUACAGUGAAAAAGCGUAAUCCAGCUGAAGUUUCAACGUCUUGAGAAGCAAGAAAGAGUAAAAUGGAAUCAGAAACGACUGACAAUGCAUCUGCGCGCACAAGAAGAACAAAGAGCUCUCACUCGUCAGCGUCGAGUGCAGCAGUAAGGGCGCGCGCUAAAGCAGAGGCGGCAAAAGCACGAGCAGCAUUUGCAGAGAAAGAAGCAGAGCUAAAGGUACAAAGGGCAGAGAAGGAAGCAGAGCUACAAUUAGGAAAAGCAAAGCUGGAAGCCGAACUAGGCGCACUUGAACUUCAAAGAGAAGCAGCGGCGGCUAUUGCCCAAGCUGAGGCAUUAGAAGCAGCCGAGCUAGAUAUAGAGGAUUCAAGUAAGACCGAUGUAUCUUCUCAAGCAAAUUUACAAAAUGAAAUUGUAACACGCACUAAUGAAUAUGUUGAAGCACAAGCUGAACAUAACGUUCCACAAACUCAACCAUCUGCACAUGCAACAUUACACGAGGCAACAUUGUCAGAAGAGAGCUAUGUCACAUGGAAUCCUCCAGUACAAGGCAAAUUACAGUUAGUGGAUGGGCAAGAAGAGGUAGAAACCCUUAACAGACCAUCUGAGUAUAACACAGUGCCGACAAAGCCAUUCUUCAGCAACCAUGCUAAAUUCAGGGAUGAAACCCAAAUCAGCACACCACUUAAUGGAGGUCAUACAGGUUUGGUAAGAUAUGAUGGACAUCAUACAACACCCAUUGGAGGCGGUGGACUUCACACAACACCUGCUAGAGACAAUGGAGACCCAACAAAACCCAAGACAACAAAACAUCCUCACAAAUCACCACUUAAAGUAACAGCGCCAUCAUACGUGCCUGUGUAUGCACCACCCAUCUCAAGUGUAAUACCUGAAACGGAACACCUGGCACGAUACCUGGCUCGUCGUGAUUUAGUGAGUACAAGUCUCUACCGAUUCGAUGAUAAACCUGAAAAUUAUUUAGCAUGGCAGUCAUCAUUUAACAAUGCUACUACAGGCUUAGGACUCACCUCCCCCGAAAUGUUAGAUUUGCUGAUUAAAUGGCUCGGACCAGAGUCUGUGAAACACAUCAAAAGGAUUCGCUCUGUGCAUAUCGGGAACCCAGAUGCAGCACUUAAAAAGGCCUGGAGUCGCCUCCAAGAAUGCUACGCUGCGCCUGAAGUAAUGGAGAAGUCUCUUUUUAAGAGAUUGGAUGAAUUCCCAAGAAUAUCAACUAAAGAUUAUGGGAAGCUGAGAGACUUAGGCGAUCUUCUUAUGGAAAUCCAGGGUGCCAGAGAAGAAGGUUACCUCACAGGAUUGGCCUACCUGGAUACUGCCAGAGGCAUUGGGCCCAUCGUGGAGAAACUUCCUCACGGACUACAGGAGAAAUGGCUCUCAGUUGGCUCAAAAUUUAAGGAAGAUAAUAACGGCUACUUCCCUCCAUUCGAUUACUUUGCCGAUUUCAUCUGCGACGAAGCACGGCGGAGGAAUGAUCCAAGUUUCAUCCUUUUAUAUGCCAGCAAUAACGGACUGAAGUCAGACAGGGUAGUUUCAAAUAAUUAUGGAAGAAAUAUAUCAGUUCACAAGACGGACAUCUCUUCGGGUAAAGAUCCACCUGCGAACUCACCUGAGAGAAGGCUCGGUGGGCCAGAGAAAAACUGUCCCAUUCACAACAAACCACAUUCGCUAAGGAAAUGCAGAGUAUUUAGAGGUAAGCCUCUUGAAGAAAGAAAGAGCAUUCUCAAGGAGAAUGGAAUUUGUUUCAAGUGCUGCAUAUCAGCUAGUCAUCUUGCAAGAGACUGUAAAGCAGCAGUAAAGUGCCUGGAGUGCAACAGCGAACGACAUCAUACUGCUAUGCAUCCAGGUCCACCACCUCAAGUCUACAGAAGGCCUACACCCCCACCAGACAACGGCGGGGAGGUAGAGGAACAUGCUAGCGACAGCAAAGCCAUCUCCUCACACUGCACCCAAGUAUGUGGUCCAGAUCAUACCGCAAGAUCCUGCUCGAAGAUCUGUCUGGUACGAAUAUACCCUCAAGGUCAACGUGAAAAGGCAACCAACAUGUACGUUAUUUUGGAUGAUCAAAGUAACCGUUCACUGGUGCGUUCAGAGUUUUUCGAGCUUUUCAACAUCAAGGGCCAAUCAUUUCCCUAUGCACUGAAGACCUGUGCCGGAUUGGUUCAGACAUCCGGCAGAAAGGCAGAGGGUUUCCAGGUCGAAUCGCUCGAUGGGCAGACUAGCUUAUUGCUACCGCCGCUAAUUGAGUGUAAUGACAUUCUCAUUGAUCGCUCUGAAAUACCAACACCCGAUGCAGCCCGUCAUCAUCCACACCUACGAAGUGUAGCAGCACACAUUCCAGAACUCGACCCCAAAGCGGAAAUCCUCCUCUUGCUAGGCAGAGACAUUGUGAGAGUCCAUAAAGUCCGACAGCAAGUGAGCGGACCUCACAACGCCCCCUUUGCACAAAAACUGGAUUUGGGAUGGGUCUUGAUAGGAGACGUGUGCCUAGGAAAUGCACACAAACCAGAUGUGAGAGCAUUCAAGACAAGUGUGCUAGAGAAUGGCCGACCCUCCAUUCUCAGACCAUGUAAAGGCUUCAUGAAGCUGACCGAAGAUGUGUCCAAUGGCAAGGAGCAGAAGAACAAACCAAACAAGGCAUCGUUGGAAGCCCUUGGACUGCAUGUCUUCAGGGAAACUGAGUCUGACAACAAACCCGCCCAGUCCAUGGAGGAUACAAUCUUUUUGAAAAUCAUGGACCAAGAAAUGCAUAGAGAUGAGUCAAACAACUGGGUCGCUCCUCUCCCCUUUAGAGUUCCCCGUCAAUGCUUGUCCAACAACCGCGAACAGGUGUUUACUCGCUUCGCCUCCUUGGAGAAAACGUUGCGAAGAAAAACUGAGAUGAGAGACCAGUUUCAAGAAUUCAUGAAGAAAAUAAUUGACAACAGACAUGCAGAAGUGGCUCCUCCACUGGAGAAGAAUGAUGAGUGUUGGUAUCUGCCUACUUUCGGAGUCUACCACCCUCAAAAGCCUGGAAACAUCCGCGUGGUGUUUGACUCCAGCGCAAAGUAUUUUGGCACAUCUCUAAAUGAUGUUCUUCUGUCAGGCCCAGACCUCAAUAACUCACUCAUUGGGGUGCUGAUCCGCUUCCGCAAGGAACAGGUUGCAGUGAUUGCUGACAUACAGCAGAUGUUCCACUGUUUUCUUGUCCGCAGAGACCACAGGGACUACCUGAGGUUUUUGUGGUACAGAGACAAUGAUAUGUCUAAGGACAUUAUCGAUUACAGGAUGAGGGUUCAUGUUUUCGGUAACAGUCCGUCACCAUCUGUAGCCAUCUACGGACUAAGGAGAGCCAUCCAUGAAGGUGCACAGAAGUAUGGAGAAGACACGGUCCAGUUUGUUGAACAUCAUUUUUACGUAGAUGAUGGUCUCAUCAGUGUGCCUACUGAAGCUGAAGCCAUCAGUCUGCUACAGAGAACGCAGCACUCUCUCAGUGAAUCGAACCUUAGGCUUCACAAGUUUGCCUCAAACAGAGAAGCUGUGCUUCAGGCCUUUGCACCAGAGGACAGGGCUGUUCUGAAAGACCUUGACCUAAGCGGUGAAGUAACACCAGCCCAACGCAGUUUGGGACUGUUGUGGGAGACAACGACAGACACCUUCACAUUCAAAGUCUCAAAAAACAAGAAACCCUUUACUCGCAGGGGAGUUCUGUCAACAGUGAAUAGUGUCUUCGAUCCGUUAGGCAUGGUCGCACCGGUGACUAUUGAGGGCAAAAGUCUUUUGAGGGAAUUCAGUGUCAACACAAGUGAUUGGGAUGCUCCUCUUCCAGAACAAAAGCUGAAGCAAUGGGAGGCAUGGUGUGAGUCCCUCCAUGACUUAAGUAAGCUGCAUAUCCCACGUUCAUACACCGCAACGUCACUUUCCAAUGCUGUACACACAGAGCUAUGUGUGUUUUCUGACGCGUCCACAAAAGCCAUUGGAGUUGUGGCAUAUCUCAGGACCAUUCAAGCUGAGGGACAAGUCGAAGUAGGAUUCAUUCUAGGGAAGGCUAAGCUGGCACCACAGUCUGAACCUACCAUUCCUCGGUUAGAAUUGUGCGCCGCAGUAUUAGCCGUAGAAGUUGCCGAACUCAUCCAAGUUGAACUGGGCCUGAAGCUGGAUGAAAUCAAGUUCUAUUGUGACAGCAAGGUCGUGCUUGGAUACAUUUGCAAUCAAACAAAACGCUUCUACGUCUACGUUCACAAUCGAGUCAGACGUAUUCGUCAAUCAACAAGACCUAACCAAUGGUUCUACGUCAACACAGAGGACAACCCGGCUGACCACGCAUCCAGGUCAGUUCCUGCGUCCCAACUGACAAAGACUAUGUGGUUCACUGGACCAGCCUUUUUACACAAGCCAAAUCCAUCUGACACACAUGCAAUCAGGAUGUUUGAACUUGUUAACCCAGAAUCAGACAUGGAAAUACGACCUGAAGUGAGUAGUUUUCUUACUCAGACUCAAAACCGAGGCCUUACCGCUGCACGGUUUCAGUGCUUUUCUUGUAUGCGGUCCCUCAUCAGGGCUAUUGCCCUACUCAUCCACAUAGCCAGCGCUUACAGACACAACAAGUCCAGUAAAUGUAAAGGGUGGCAUCACUGCAACUUCCCACGUACUCCGGAUGAGUUGUCUCAGGCGAGACACAUUAUCAUCAGGGCAGCACAGGAAGAUGUUUAUGCAAAAGAACUCGCAGUUCUUGAGCAUGGACAAGCUGUAACCAAGGACAGUUCUCUUCACAAGCUCAGACCUGUUCUUGAAGGUAAUCUGAUUUGUGUUGGUGGCAGAUUAAAGCACGCUGACUUGAGCACUCAGGAAAAAAACCCCAUCAUCUUGCCCAAGACCAGCCACAUUUCUCUGCUGUUGGUGCGACAGUAUCAUGAAGAGGUAAAGCAUCAAGGCCGCCACUUCACAGAAGGGGCCCUGAGAGCAGCGGGCUUCUGGAUCAUAGGUGGAAAACGACUUAUUGCCUCUGUCUUGCACAAAUGUGUAGUGUGUCGAAAGUUACGUCGAAGAACAGAGGAACAACUUAUGGCAGACUUGCCUCCAGAACGCUUGCACACAUGUCCACCCUUCACCUAUGUAGGAGUGGAUGUGUUCGGACCAUGGCAAAUCGUCUCCAGGCGAACAAGAGGUGGACAGGCCCAAAGCAAAAGAUGGGCGAUGCUCUUCUGCUGUAUGAGCUCCCGAGCCGUGCACAUCGAGAUCAUCGACUCCCUAGACACGUCAAGUUGCAUCAAUGCAUUGAGACGGUUCUUUGCCAUACGGGGACCUGCAAAGCAGAUUAGAUCGGACUGCGGAACAAACUUUGUGGCCGCUGCAAAGGAACUGGGAUUAAGCCAACAACAACCUGACUUCAAAGUGCAGAACUUCUUGAGUCAACAAGGGUGCUCAUGGAUAUUUAAUCCUCCUCAUGCGUCCCAUAUGGGUGGAUCAUGGGAACGUAUGAUAGGCCUAUCAAGAAGGAUCCUGGAUGCAAUCCUGAUUCAAGAGAACAUUCAACUUACCCACGAUGUCCUGUGCACACUCAUGAUGGAAGUAACUGCGAUAAUCAAUGGCAGGCCUCUUGUUCCAGUCUCCACCGACCCAGAGUCACCGUUCAUAUUGUCUCCUUCAAUGAUACUUACCCAGAAGGUUGGGGUUGCCCCACCGCACAGAGAUUUCACAGACAAGGAUCUUCUCAGCAGACAAUGGAAACAAGUCCAAGCUCUCGCUGACAGAUUCUGGCGUCGCUGGCGUCAGGAGUUCCUCCCCACCCUGCAAGUCCGCCAGAAAUGGAGAGAUUCUCAACGGGACCUAAAAGAAGGGGACAUUGUGCUCCUGAAGGACAGUCAAGCUGCACGUAACACAUGGCCUAUGGCAAGGAUCACAGCUGUCUUCCCUGGGAGAGACAGUAAAAUAAGGAAGGUGGAGCUCAGGACAUCAAAUCAAGGUUCUGAGAGAGUGUUCUUGAGACCAGUGUCAGAAGUAGUUCUUCUUCUGCCCAAUGACUGAAUGUUCAUUUGGUAAUUAAUAGUGACCUUUUAGGUCAGACGGGGAGUGUUCUGCCCUUCAGGCAUUUAAGUUUAAUAAGUUUAAAGUUUAUGCUUUUAAUUUGGUAUACUUUCAGUUUCAUGCAGACUCUUAUUUUGACGUUUGUUUACUGAGCAAAACCGGAAGUAAAAAAAACCGCAUGAAAGAACGCAAUAGAAACGGUAGACUGGAUAAAAAAUGAAAACAGUCAUUUCUUCAGAAAAGAUUCAUCCUGCAUGUUGAUUCCCCAGCAGAAGCAUCGCUUGUAUGUAUAUAAUCUUUGUUCUGACUAAGUUAACUUAUAAGCAUUUGAUUUUGUGCUGUAGAAGUAAUGUUCAUGAAAGCUAAAUGGCUUAGCUAAUUACAGUAUUUUGCUGUUUGUUUUCUAGUUUCACUCUCUCGUUUUUUCAUCAGUCAUCUCAUAUGUAUGGAUUCAGUUCAAUGUGAAGAAAAUAAAUCUACAUAAAAAGAACUCCGGAUUUCUUCAUGUUCAUGAAUAGAGAGAGUUUAUCUCACUGUUUAGUUGGAGUUGUUACACCUCAGCGAGAACAGUACAAGCGUAAA